This is a messenger RNA of Nannospalax galili (Upper Galilee mountains blind mole rat), 1132 nucleotides long. RefSeq names its product RLA class II histocompatibility antigen, DP alpha-1 chain-like. The transcript is spliced from 5 exons. Gene Ontology annotation, cellular component: membrane; MHC class II protein complex. Gene Ontology annotation, biological process: immune response; peptide antigen assembly with MHC class II protein complex; positive regulation of T cell activation. NCBI's taxonomy places the organism in Eukaryota, Metazoa, Chordata, Mammalia, Rodentia, Spalacidae. Gene Ontology annotation, molecular function: MHC class II protein complex binding. The record is from RefSeq and is a predicted model, not a curated record. Bases 44 to 826 code for a protein of 260 amino acids.
UAAUCACUGGUCUGUGCUCAGUCAUCAAAUGUAGCCGCCCAGCAUGAGCUCUACUGAGAGAAUGUUCCAGACCAAGGCUGUGGUCCUGAGGGCCCUCUUCUUGGCUCUUUUGUUGAGUCUCGCAGGAGCUGAGGCCAUCAAGGCGGACCAUGUAGCAGUUUAUGACAUAUUUGCACAGAUGCAAACACCAUCUGGUGACUGUGUGUAUGAAUUUGAUGGGGAUGAACAGUUCUAUGUGGAUUUUGACAAGGAAGAGACUGUCUGGGGGCUGCCGGAGUUUAGUGGAGUCUUCGCCUUUGAUGCUCAGGGAGCACUGCCCUACAUCGUCAGUUUGAAGAACAACCUGAAAGCUUUGAUCCAGCGCCCCAACAUCACCCAGGCCCCCAAUGAGCCUCCUGAAGUGACCGUGUUUCCCAAGAGCCCUGUGGAGCUGGGCCAGCCCAACGUCCUCAUCUGUCACAUUGACAAGUUCUUCCCCCCGGUGCUCAAUGUCACGUGGCUGAGAAAUGGACAGCCCGUCACUGAAGGAGCUUCUGAAACCACCUUUCUGCCCAGCACAGAAUUCAGAUUCCACAAGUUCCAUUACCUGCCCUUCAUUCCCACGGCCGAGGACUUCUAUGACUGCCGGGUAGAGCACUGGGGCCUGGACCAGCCGAGCAUCUGUCACUGGGAGGUGCAGGAGUCAGUCCAGGUGACCGAGAUGACAGAGACUGUGGUCUGUGCCUUGGGCCUGGCUGUGGGCCUGGUGGGCAUUAUUGUGGGCACCAUGCUCAUCAUAAGGGCUCUGUGCCCCAGCCAUGACCCCCAGGCCCAGAGGGACCUGUGAGUAUCUGUGGAGGUGACAGUAUUUACGAGAAGAAGAUGAACUUGCAUCCCAGCUGCCCUUGAACUCCAUCUCAGCUCCCUCCCCAGUCUGUCUCACUGACUGACUUGCUGAUCCUUCAAGUCCUUAUUUGGGGCCUAAAGCACUCAGUAAAGUUCUCAGUGAACAGAAGGCAACUUGAAGUGCUGCUGUUUUCAGCACCAUGGAGACAGCCCGGCCCUGGGCUUCACGCCCCUGCUUUUCUUUGAUGAGCCCUUUGCUGCCUCCUUCCUCAGAAUACCCCGAGGCCAAUAAAUUCUUGUGUGUUUC